Molecule: messenger RNA, 655 nt
Organism: Eupeodes corollae
Lineage: Eukaryota; Metazoa; Arthropoda; Insecta; Diptera; Syrphidae
Gene: Ubc6
Product: ubiquitin-conjugating enzyme E2-17 kDa
Exons: 3
Coding region: 131-586 (151 amino acids)
Biological process (GO): proteasome-mediated ubiquitin-dependent protein catabolic process; DNA repair; protein polyubiquitination
Cellular component (GO): HULC complex
Molecular function (GO): ubiquitin conjugating enzyme activity
Source: RefSeq, a predicted model, not a curated record
ACACUAAUAUAAUUAGAGUUAGAGUGCGAAUUUAAACGAUUAGUCAAAGUGAUUUAAUAAGUGAAAAAAUAGUUUUACGAGUUUUAUUAAGAAAUUCUAGUUCAAAACUUUUGAAUUAUUGUACUCAACAAUGUCAACACCUGCUCGAAGACGUCUUAUGAGGGAUUUUAAAAGGCUUCAAGAAGACCCACCAACUGGAGUGUCUGGAGCCCCUACAGAUAAUAAUAUUAUGAUCUGGAAUGCUGUGAUUUUUGGUCCACAUGAUACUCCUUUUGAAGAUGGAACAUUUAAACUUACAAUUGAGUUCACGGAAGAAUAUCCAAACAAACCCCCCACAGUUAGAUUUGUGUCUAAAGUUUUUCACCCAAAUGUAUACGCUGAUGGUGGUAUUUGCCUCGAUAUUUUGCAAAACAGAUGGAGUCCCACUUACGAUGUUUCAGCAAUUCUUACUUCUAUUCAGUCCCUACUGAGUGAUCCAAACCCGAAUUCUCCGGCAAACUCAACAGCUGCUCAACUAUAUAAAGAAAAUCGCCGAGAAUAUGAAAAGCGAGUGAAAGCUUGUGUCGAACAAAGCUUUAUUGACUAACCAUCCGCUUUGUUUUUGGCUUCUUUUGAUUUUAUAAACAUAUAAUAAUAAACGUACUAAUUACGGAAA